Molecule: messenger RNA, 1971 nt
Organism: Brugia malayi
Lineage: Eukaryota; Metazoa; Nematoda; Chromadorea; Rhabditida; Onchocercidae
Exons: 14
Coding region: 1-1971 (656 amino acids)
Biological process (GO): synaptic vesicle endocytosis; chemical synaptic transmission; presynaptic membrane assembly
Cellular component (GO): synapse; cell surface
Molecular function (GO): signaling receptor activity; neurexin family protein binding
Source: RefSeq, a predicted model, not a curated record
AUGCGCAUUGAACAUGUUUUGUUACUACAUUUACUGCACGCAACUUUUGCAACUGCCAAUAUAAUUAUGAACAAUAAAUCAUUUAAUGCUGAAGCAUCAAUAGCAACCGAUGUUCUACCAUCACGGCAAACAACUCAUGGAGGAAUCUCAGGAUACUAUAUGGAAUUUAAUGGAAUACUUGCCGAAGUUUACGAAAAUGUUCCAUAUGCUCAGCCACCUAUCGGAUCUUUGCGAUUUGAAGCCACAAAAACUCUGAUCGGCUGGAAUAAGACAAGGAACUGUGGUAAGCGUGAAGUAGUACGUUGUGUGCAAUUUGGACAAUAUUCCAACGAAUACGAUGGUACCGAGGACUGCCUAUAUGCUACCAUUGUUAUACCUCAUAAAAAAAUGGAAGCAAACAAACUGUACCCAAUAUUAAUUUGGAUACAUGGAGGUUCUUUCCAGACAGGCGAUACAACUAUUUUUCCGACCGAGUCAAUCGUGCAACAUUUUGCUUCAGAAAGCAUUAUUUUUGUGGCCAUAAAUUAUCGACUAGGCCCGCUUGGAUUUUUAACAGCUAGUCAUCGAGAUUUGCAUGGCAAUUACGGGUUGGAUGAUCAAAUUGAAGCAAUUCGUUGGAUUCGGGCAAAUGCUCGGAAUUUCGAUGGCAAUCUGAAUAACAUUGUUGUUGGUGGCAUAGGUGCCGGUGCCGCUUGCGCAAGUAUUUUAGCUGUUUCACCGAAGACUAGGGGACUGUUCAGUGGUGUUAUAUUACGGAGCGGAAGCUCUAUUGCUCCGUGGGCAGUAAGAUCUGUGUCCACUGAAAACUAUUCAGCACGUUUAAUCGAUUACUGUGGCUGUGACUACAACCAAAGUUUGGGAAUGCCACGCACGGUAGAAUGCCUGAAAAAAAUCCCAGUAGCACAAUUGCAAAAAGCAUGGAAGCACAUCGCCAAAUUGGCUACUGCCAUUGUUGGUAAUGGGAACCCCUUUAUGGACCCUACCUAUUUCACGCCAACCACUGAUCCAUACCGCAUCGAGGCCAGUGUUCUUCCCGGCGAUCCUAUGUCCAUUUUGCUUCAGAAUCCACGAAUGCCUUUGCUGAUCGGUGUCACAAAUGGAGAAGUUGCUCAAAUGAAUAGCGCAUAUAUAUCAAGCAGUAAUGGUUAUAUGGAAAGUGGUGAGUGGGGUCUGAGUCAUGUUAUACCUUCUUAUCUGCACGCUAAUUAUAAACAGGUCCGAAAAGCUGUUGAAUAUCAGUACCUAACCGAUUAUCCACAAAAUAUGAAUGAAGCUGAACGGCGUAAUAUAAUUCUUAAUAUUUUAUCUGAUCAAUAUUUCAUUGCUCCUGCAGCACGUGAAGCAUUGCUUUAUGCGAGAAAAAAUCGUACUGUGUAUGCAUACAUAUUUCAGUAUGAAAAUGCUCAAUUGUUGGCAUCUGUAAGAAAAAAUGGAAUUCAACAAGGAGCUUCGCACGGUAACGAUUGUUCAUUUAUAUUUAACAAUCCUAAGCUCUCCGACUCUUCACUUAAAACAAUCGAAUGGAAUGAUGAUGAUCGAAAAAUCACCCAGCAACUUAUCAGCCAAAUGACUAACUUUAUUCGUGAAAGGGAUCUUAGUAGAGAUGGUUUUGAACGCUUCAGAAUGAUUUACCGCGUAGCUACACCGAUCAGUCAUCGAAACACUAAUGCUCCAGUGGAAUUCUAUAGUAAUGUAACUAAUUUUUGGCAUGAAGUGAUCCCAACUAUCGAGCAGUUACACAUUACUCCACAAUAUCGAGUGCUUUUACAACCUUGUACUAUGUGUCAGUACCCAUAUAAAAUGCCAUUCUACAUUAUCUUAGCAGCACUGAUUUUGGUCACGAUUGGUCUACUAAGCAUUUGCAUUCAUCGUCAGCAACGUGUAAGGCAAAAGCCAACAUAUGCUAUUGUACAUGAGUUGCAAGCUUUGAAAAGUGAUGAAAAAGUGAAGGUAGAGCUGAAAAUGCCUUAA